Molecule: messenger RNA, 1567 nt
Organism: Bradysia coprophila
Lineage: Eukaryota; Metazoa; Arthropoda; Insecta; Diptera; Sciaridae
Biological process (GO): sensory perception of smell; detection of chemical stimulus involved in sensory perception of smell
Cellular component (GO): plasma membrane
Molecular function (GO): olfactory receptor activity; odorant binding
Source: RefSeq, a predicted model, not a curated record
UCUUAACAUCGUUAGAAUAUGGAUGAAAUGAGAGAAUCGGUUAAAAAAAUAAAAUCAACCAAGAAGGUUGAUGGCACAGCCAAUAAUACGAAAUGCGAAAGCGAAGCGCUGAAACAAAUUGUCAAUUUCAUUGAAUUUUUUGGUAAAGUUUUGGGUUGGAAAUGCAGCUAUGAUUGGACUGGUAAAGGCAAUCUAAGGCAUUGCUUUACCGUUCUACUUGUUAUAUUUUUUUGGACACAAGUUAUUUACACCCAAAUCAGUCAUUUUGUCAAUGGUGAAUACAAGCGAAUUUUAGAAGUGUGUGCUGUGUAUGGCGGAGGAGCAUCGUGCGGUUUAAGAGUCAGAUGCUUCAUAAAAUUCAACAAGAAUAUAACGGCUCUACACAAUUUCAGUUUUAAAAUUACUCGCCAGGCUGGUAGUUUGGCCGAACAAAUAGAAAAGCAGCAACGUCAAAAUUUGAAAUUGUACAAACUCAUUUGUAUGAUAGAAGUAUCGUCGCUCUUAGUGUUCUCGUACAAUCCGCUAAAAUCCUAUAUUCUUCGCGGAGAGUAUCUGUCACUUCUACCCAUCGAGAUGAUCUUCAUUGAUCAGACUCAGUUGUCUGGGUUCUUAAUAGCGAAUGCUAUAAUGUCAGUGAUGGGUGUGGUUCUAGUAUGGAGUUCUAUGUUUAUAGCCAUGAAUUUUGUCGCAUCAAUCUCAAAUUACUCGAUUCAAGUGGACCUUAUCGAAUCCGAUAUUAAGCAAUUGGACGCGCUCUGGGAAAACAAGAAAGCAACCAAUUUGUCAGAACGAUAUUCGUUCCUCAGGAACAUUUGUCAGAAAUGUCAGGAUAAGGAUAAUUUCAUUGCCGAAGUUAAGAACAUCUUCGACGAAACAAUUUUCUAUUACUUUUCGAUAGUAUACAUCUCUCAAAUUAUUUGCCUGUACGAAAUCGAAAUGGAGGAUUGGAUGCCCGGUUAUGGACUUGCGUACGGUAUGUUUGUGGAAAUGUUAUUUCAUUGUUGUUUUGGAACCAAAGUCACGAUCAUAAAUGAUCGGAUGUACUACAUACUAAUUCAAUGCAAGUGGUACACCUACGAUCUUCAUUCUCAGAAAAUAUAUUUGGACUUAUUGAACUCCAAUAUGAAUGCCCAAGAAUUAUGGAUUGGACCGUUGGCACCGCUGUCAGUCACCACUGGAAUUCAGAUUGUUAAAAGCAUCUACUCUUACUACACGUUUUUGGCCGAAGCAGUUUAGUAGUAUAGUCAGUAGUAUACUGUGUUGUAGAAUGAUUACCGCAUCAAAAUUAAUCAAUUUAACCAACACACUUGAUUUAACAAAAAAAAAAUGGAACUUACAUAACAAGCACACAUUGACGUAGAAGAGACGAGAACACCUAACCGGUUCUAUUCACGAAGAAAACAUAUCGAUUUGCUUCAACCAAACCAAAGUGGCUGCAAAGAGAAAAUACUCUCUUUUGCCCCAAGUGAAAAACAAGAGCUGAGAAAAUAAUAAUUUCCUCACCUGAAUUGUCAUCAGAGAGAGAUAGAGAGCGUCAACAAAACACCAUUUUCUUACUGCAUCUGAG